Ctenocephalides felis (cat flea) is the source of this 2371-nucleotide messenger RNA. It is a transcript of the gene Sec10, whose product is annotated as exocyst complex component 5. The record is from RefSeq and is a predicted model, not a curated record. The transcript is spliced from 12 exons. Bases 206 to 2344 code for a protein of 712 amino acids. Gene Ontology annotation, cellular component: exocyst; cytoplasm. Lineage: Eukaryota; Metazoa; Arthropoda; Insecta; Siphonaptera; Pulicidae. Gene Ontology annotation, biological process: exocytosis; Golgi to plasma membrane transport.
UAUUAUCAUAUCGUUUCAAGUAUAUUAUGUUUGUGGUUAUUUAUAGCUUUAUAAAGUUUAAAACAUAAUCAAGAAGUUGAAUUGAAUUAACCUACAUGCACAUUUAAAAAAAAUCCUUUUAUCAUAUGCAUUAUAAUUUUUUAGCACUUUUGCCAAUUAUUUUAUUGAUAAUAUUUAUGAUAGUAAAAAUAUAAAGUAUUUCAAGAUGAUGAUGCAACAUAUGAAAGAACUGGAGCAGGAGCCUUUUAAUACUGAAGAGUUUAUCGAUCGAUUAACCUGGCGAACGUUGAGUGAAAGUGGUUCACAGAAAUUUGAUCCAGAUUUGUUACAUGAUGCUUUUAGACAAGCUAUAAAGGACCUUAAAAUAUUACAAGAACGGCAACAAAAAAAAUGUGAAAAACUCGAGGCACAGGUCAUAGAAGAAGAACAGAGCCAUGCUCAAAAGCUGGUUACAUUAUUGGAUAAACAUCAGAACUCUGUACGAAUGUUUCAUGAAUUAGAUGAAAAAAUUAACUCAGUUUCAACCAAAGUUCUUCAUCUUGGCGAACAAUUGGAAAGUGUAGAUGCACCUCGCUCUAGAGUUGCUGAAGCUCAAAAACUUAUGCACUACUUAGGCGAAUUUUUAAGUCCUGGGCCAGUUCUUGCACCAAUAUUUAUUGAUAAAAGCAAGCUAAGUGAAGCUGCAGAUAUCAUCCAGAAACUUCACUCAAUUGCACAAGAUUUGCCAGUAGAAAAAUUUGAUUCAGCAAAAAAGAGAAUUGAAGCAAAAUAUGAUGAAAUUGAAAGAAACCUUAUUGAGGAAUUUGUUCGAGCUCAACAAGUAGAAGAUAUAGAUAAAAUGAAAAAAUUAGCUAGUGUUUUAUCUCAUUUCAAAGGUUACUCUCAAUGUGUUGAUGCAUACAUAGAACAAAGUCAAAUAAGUACUUAUGGAGGAAAAGAUAUUUUCUCGGGAAUUGUUCCUAUGUGCGAAAGAAAUAAUAAAAUUAUUCAAUCUGUAUUUAGUAGUCCACAACAAGUUAUGGGUAAAUUUGUGUUAAAUAUUUUUCAUUUAAAAAUUCAGCAAUUUACAGAAAGCAAAUUGUCAGAUAAGCAUGACCCAGAAAAAUACCUUAAAAAUUUAAGUGAAUUAUAUUCCAGAACUGUUAAAUUAUCAACUGAUUUAUCGAAUUUUGAUUUGGGAUCAGAGGAUGAUUAUUUGUCCAAAUUAACAACAAAUAUAUUUUCAAAAUAUUUGGAUUCUUAUAUAAACAAUGAAAUGAGUUGUUUAAGACAAAAGUGCUCCCAAAUAUUACAAAAAUUUUAUGAUAGCAAAAAACAUGUUAAGAAACAACUUCAAAGUGGGGGAUUUCAAGAUUUACGAAGAGAUCUUCAAGCUAAGCUAGCAGCAAGAACUAAUCUAAAUAUAGCACAAAUUGAAGACUAUGGAGGAGAAACAUUUUUAUCGGAGGAGCUCGCUAUCAACAUUCUGCAAGAAUCAAAAACAGCUUUGAAUAGAUGUUUAAUGUUAUCAAAAGAAUCUGAACUUCCCACAAAUAUGGUAUUACUAUCAGAUCUUCUAUUUCACUUUUUGCUGACUGAGCAUUGUGACUACGCUCUAGAAUUAGGAUUGCAAGGCGUUCCAUUAGGAGAGAACAAGACACCUCCACAGAUUUACUUUUUUGAUAUUAUCAGACAGUGUAAUACAAUUGUUCAUUUGCUCGAAAAACUUUUGACUGAUAGUGUUUUACCAAGCAUUGUAUCAACUCCAAAACAUGCAGAUUUUUUGCAAAAGAAACGAUUUGCAGUGGAAAGUCUUGAAGUGAAAUUGGAUACAGGUUUAGAUCGAUCUUUGAACGCUGUUAUUACAUGGGUCAAAAACUGUUUACAGAAUGAGCAAAAAAAAACUGAUUUUAAACCUGAAACGGAUGUUGAUACACUUCCUACACAGCCCUGUCAAAAUGUUGUGCAAUAUGUAACGUCUAUAGUUAAAAAAAUACGCGAAUGUUUGGAUGGUAAAAAUCUAAACUCCUUGAUGUAUGAGCUAGGAGUAAGAUUUCAUCGAGUAAUAUAUGAGCAUUUACUGCAAUUUCAGUACAAUUCUGCAGGGGCCAUGAUUGUGAUUUGUGAUGUAAAUGAAUAUCGGAAAUGCGUUCGGAAUUUUGAUUGUGAAAUUGUUGUCAAAUUAUUUGAUACAGUUCAUGCUCUUUGUAAUUUAUUACUGGUGAAACCAGAAAACUUACAGCAAGUGUGUGAAGGUGAAACCCUUGCAGAGCUGGAGUAUUCUAUUUUAUCGAACUUUAUACAGUUACGUACCGACUAUAAAAGUAAUAAGUUGGCUACAUAUCUGAAAGGAUUAGCAACAUAAGGCCGCAUUUAUUAAAUAAAAUAAAAA